ACUUCUCGUACGUACUUUAGUAUGUACUUAUUUCUCAUUAGCUCACGUUUUUUAUUCCUCGCUUCCCCCAAUCGUGUCGUUUCCGGCAAAAAUGUUCAUAUUCUCACCAUCGGGAGCAGUUAAUUAUCUAGUAUUGGCUGCAGGAAAGUGCAUCCUGUCACUAGAGGUAGGAACCAGUGAGAUAAAUUCAUUCAAUCUGCCCGAAAGGAAGGAUCCUGCUGAAGCUGAUGAUGAAGAUGACAGCAAAACAAAGUCAUCUGGAGAGAUUAACAGGGAUAUCCAGAACUGUGCAGUCUUUGGGAAUAAAUUCCUAGCUAUAACGACAAAUGACAAGUGUCUAUUCGUCUUCAACGUAACCAAUUGGCAUCCCCUGGAGGCAAAUCUCAUAACAGAGAGAAAAAUUCCAAGAGUGUCCAGUGCCACCUGCUUCUCCAGGGACGGUAAGUGCCUUCUGGUGGCUGACAAGAGUGGAGACUGCACAAAAUACAAUUGCUCUCAAGAGGACCUCCCUGAACAGCAACUGGGAGGUCAUCUCAGCAUUGUAACUGACAUUCUCCUCACGGCCGAUGAGAAGUUCUUCAUAACGAGUGAUCGGGAUGAGAAAAUCCGUGUAACCAAAUUCCCAGAGAGCCAUGAGAUUGAGACCUAUUGCCUGGGACAUAGGGAAUUUGUUUCUAAAAUUGACCUACUGCCACAUGAUGAAUCUCUCUUGGUGUCCCUGUCUGGAGAUUCGAGUAUUCGCCUCUGGGAAUAUCUCAAAGGCAAGGAAAUUUACAGGAUUGAUCUUCCUGGAGCAGGCAUCCAAAUGGUUUGCAGAGCCGAAGGAUCAUCUUUAAGUCUUUUUGCUGUCUACAUCAACGAAACCGAUUCCCUGGUCAUCAUAAGGAUUUCCGGGUCCAGUAGCUUCCAACAUGAAAUUGUAAAGACCAUCUCUACUGAAGAUUUCUUUGUGGAUUCCCUGAAUUUCUCUAACUCCCAACUUCUUCUUUUUGGAGUGUCCCAAAAAGAUGAUUAUCAUGCGGAAAUUCGGGCUUUUGAUGCAAGCAACUGGGAUCCCAUUGACUUGUCCCGAGUCAAUGAAAGCCUCAAGGACCGUUUGGGAAGCUUUAGAAAUAACAAUCCGGGAGAAUCUAUUUCAGGACUCUUCAAAAAGAAAUACUCCAACAUUGAGGAGUAUCAUGAGAGGAAAAGGAAAAGGCUUGAACUCAAAAAAGCUAAUAAAUGAUUGAAUUUAAAAUA
Messenger RNA from Phlebotomus papatasi, 1239 nucleotides. RefSeq names its product tRNA (guanine-N(7)-)-methyltransferase non-catalytic subunit wuho (gene wuho). Lineage: Eukaryota; Metazoa; Arthropoda; Insecta; Diptera; Psychodidae. The transcript has a single exon. The coding region runs from base 92 to 1225 and encodes 377 amino acids. Gene Ontology annotation, cellular component: tRNA methyltransferase complex; cytosol; nucleus. Gene Ontology annotation, biological process: RNA (guanine-N7)-methylation. The record is from RefSeq and is a predicted model, not a curated record. Gene Ontology annotation, molecular function: protein binding; tRNA (guanine(46)-N7)-methyltransferase activity.